Messenger RNA from Dryobates pubescens (Downy woodpecker), 1778 nucleotides. It is a transcript of the gene SLC39A7, whose product is annotated as solute carrier family 39 member 7. Gene Ontology annotation, biological process: intracellular zinc ion homeostasis; zinc ion transmembrane transport. Lineage: Eukaryota; Metazoa; Chordata; Aves; Piciformes; Picidae. The record is from RefSeq and is a predicted model, not a curated record. Bases 264 to 1766 code for a protein of 500 amino acids. The transcript is spliced from 7 exons. Gene Ontology annotation, molecular function: zinc ion transmembrane transporter activity. Gene Ontology annotation, cellular component: membrane.
CCGCCCGGGGCCGGCGCUCGGCGGGGCCGCUCCGGGCGCUCAUCCCUUUGUGUCUCCGGCAGCGCCUCGCUCUGCAUGGUUUGGGCCCUCGGCGCCGCUCCGGCUCCCCGCUCGGCCGCUCUACGGUAGGGCGGAGGAGCCGCUCUAGGCUGCGGCUCUAUGGUCUGAGCCCCGCUGGGAGCCGCCGGGGCCCGCCUGACCCUCUCCUUCCCUUGUCUCUAUGGUAGGAGCCAGCGCUGGAUCCCUGCCCCCCAGCCGGGGCCAUGGCGGCGGCCGGCUGGGCGCGGGGCUUGGGCGCUGCCAUGGCCACCGGCGCCCUCCUGACCCUCUGCCUGCUGCCAGCUCCCAGUGCCACGCAGGGAGACCUCCACCACGGCCAUGGUCAUUCCCAUGGGGAUCUCCAUGGCCACUCCCACGGGGACCUCCACCACGGCCAUGGGCACUCUCAUGAAGACUUCUACCAUGGCCAUGGCCACUCCCACGGGGACCUCCACCAUGGCCAUGGUCACUCCCAUGGGGACCUCCACCAUGGCCACGGUCACUCCCAUGAGGACUUCUACCACGGUCACUCCCAUGGGGACCUCCACCAUGGCCACGGUCACUCCCAUGAGGACUUCUACCAUGGCCACGGUCACUCCCAUGGGGACUUCCCCCACGGUCACUCCCAUGGGGACCUUCACCAUGGCCAUGGUCACUCUCACAAAGACCUCUACCAUGGCCACUCUCAUGGAGACCUCCCCCACGAGGACCUCCACCCCUCCCCUGGUGCCCCCCGAGCCGCCCAGCGCCCGGACACCGUGACCCUCUGGCUGCACACCAUGGCAGCCACCCUGGUGAUCAGUGCUGCCCCCUACCUGGUGCUCUUCCUCAUCCCGGUGGAGUCCAACUCGCGGCAGCACCAAGGCCUCCUCAAGGUGCUGCUGAGCUUCGCCGCCGGGGGGCUGCUGGGGGAUGCCUUCCUGCACCUCAUCCCCCACGCCCUGGUGCCCCACACGGAGGGUGGCCACCCCCCUGCCGAGCCAGGCCCCGGCCAUGGGCACUCACACCACGGGCAGGAGCACGGCCGGAUGCUGGCGGUGGGGCUGUGGGUCCUGGGGGGCAUCGUGGCCUUCCUGGUGGUGGAGACCUUCGUCAGGCAUGCCAAGGGUGCCCAGGGGCACCACGGGCACAGCCACGGGCACGGCCAGGCAGGGCUGAAGGCCAAGAGCAGCUCCAGUGAAGGGGAGGAGGAGAAGGAGGAAGGAGAGAGGGACAGGAAGGCCUCCAAGGGCCAGCGGGGGAAGGGCAAAGCAGCAGCAGAGAGAGAGCCGAGGCCAGCCAUGGCGGUGUCUGGGUACCUGAACCUGGCAGCGGACCUGGCACACAACUUCACGGACGGGCUGGCCAUCGGCGCCUCCUUCCUGGCGGGCACGGGGCUGGGCAGGGUCACCGCGCUGACCGUGCUGCUGCACGAGCUGCCCCACGAGGUCGGCGACUUCGCCAUCCUGCUCCAGUCCGGCUGCACCAAGCGGCAGGCCAUGCGGCUGCAGCUGCUGACGGCGCUGGGGGCGGUGGCCGGGGCCAGCUGCGGGCUGCUGGCCGGGGGCGUGGCCGAGGUGGCCGCCCUGGGGGUCCUGCCCUUCACCGCGGGGGGCUUCAUCUACCUGGGGACCGUGACGGUGCUGCCCGAGCUGCUGCGGGACCCCAGCCCCCUCCAGUCCCUGCUGCAGCUGGGGGGGCUGCUGGGGGGCGUGGCCAUGAUGGUGGCCAUCGCCCAGCUCGAGUAGGGGAGACCCUAC